UCUGUCCGGGUAAUCAAGAACGACACAGUCAACUUUCAGAAGUUCUCCUACACCAAUGAGGACGAGGCCUGGAAGACCUAUCUGGAAAACCCUCUGACUGCCGCCACCAAGGCCAUGAUGAGGGUCAAUGGGGACGAAGACAGUGUCGCGGCACUGAGCUUUCUCUACGACUACUACAUGGGCCCAAAAGAGAAAAGGAUCCUCUCUUCAAGCACAGUUACACGAAGUGACCUAGGAAAGAGGUACCACCAUGGAAUGGAAUAUGAAGUAGACUUUCCCCCUCUGGAGAGCCCCACUCAUCUCAUGAAGUUCUUGACCGAAAACAUCUCAGGAACACAAGAGUACCCAGACCUAACCAAGAAGAACAAUCUAAUGAACUUGGAGGGGACAGGACCAGCCUCAACCAAACCAGCUCUCCUCCCUCCUGGCCCCAGCAAGCUGGAGGACAGCUCUGGAGAUGCUACCUAUCUGCUUCCUACUGGAGACAUAUAUGAUAGCAGUCUCAGUAACCUGUUUGAAACUAUCCACGGGCCCCCUCCCCAGCAGCGCUGGCAGCCUGACAGCACUUUUAAGGAUGAUGGACAGGAGUCAUUGCUCUUCCCUGACAUAUUGAAAAGUCCCUCGGAGCCCCAGUGUCCAGAGGAGUACCCCAGCACCAAGAGUGACUUUGAAUACACCUUGGGUUCCCCCAAAGCCAUCCACAUCAAAUCUGGGGAGUCACCUAUGGCCUAUCUCAACAAGGGACAAUUCUACCCAGUUACUCUGAGGACUCCAGGAGGAGGCAGAUGCCUACACUUGUCUUCCAACAAGGUGAAGAGCAUGAUCAUGGUGGUGUUUGACAACGAGAAGAUCCCCAUGGAACAGCUGAGGUUCUGGAAGCAUUGGCACUCGCGCCAGCCCACAGCAAAGCAACGGGUCAUUGAUGUAGCGGAUUGCAAAGAAAACUUCAAUACUGUCCAACAUAUUGAGGAAGUGGCUUAUAAUGCCCUGUCUUUUGUGUGGAAUGUGAAUGAAGAAGCCAAGGUGUUCAUUGGAGUCAACUGCUUGAGCACGGACUUCUCCACCCAGAAGGGGGUAAAAGGCGUUCCACUAAAUCUCCAGAUAGACACCUAUGACUGUGGUACAGGGACAGACCGACUGGUGCACCGAGCUGUCUGCCAGAUCAAGAUAUUCUGUGAUAAGGGCGCAGAGAGGAAAAUGCGAGAUGAUGAACGCAAACAAUUUCGGAGGAAAGCCAAGUGCCCAGACUCCAGCAACAAUGGGCUUAAGGGCUGCCUACUGUCCAGUUUCCGAGGCAAUGAGACCACCUACCUCCGACCAGAGUCUGACCUAGAGAGCCAGCCUGUUCUCUUCAUCCCCAACAUCCACUUCUCCAACUUGCAAAGGAAUGGCGUGACUGGUUCUCCUACCAUCCACAACAGCACAAGCAGGCUGCCUUUUAAACGAACCUGUUCACCCUUCUCUGAUGACUUUGACCUUCUGCCUCCCAAGCAAGCCAAGGAAGAUGAUCUCCAGAGAGUCUUGUUAUAUGUCCGGAGGGAGACAGAGGAAGUGUUUGAUGCUCUCAUGCUGAAGACCCCAGACCUCAAAGGGUUAAGGAAUGCGAUCUCGGAGAAGUAUGGUUUUCCUGAAGAAAGUAUUUACAAAGUCUAUAAAAAAUGCAAGCGAGGGAUCUUGGUGAACAUGGACAACAACAUCAUCCAGCACUACAGUAACCACGUGGCCUUCCUGCUCGACAUGGGAGAACUCGAUGGCAAAAUUCAGAUCAUCCUCAAGGAGCUAUAGGGCCCCAGCGUUCCGCUGCCCUUGGACCUAUGGGCCUACAUUUGACUCGCAGAGCCAGAACGUAGCCCUAAAAGCCUGACACAACCUUUUUCUAUGCCUCAGUGUUCUCCCUUACUUGAAUGCACUCAACUGGGAGAGAAGAUGCUCAGUCUUCAGAAGCAGCCUUUGCAGCUCCCAAGAGAAGGCUUUGCCCCUUUGGGGAGCCGCUCUGUCUUUGAUUCCAGAGACAGCUGCCAUCCCAGCCUUCAGACUAUUCCCUACUCCAUUCUUGAGAACAGAUCCUUCUUGCUUCUUGCACUGGGGGCUGCCCUGUUGUGCUCAACGGUCAGACAUUUUGAUUGGGAUAUUGGUGGUCUUGCCUUCCAAGGCCGCUCUUCUGGCAUCUCCCAUUUCCAGACAGAAGAAACAGGGAGGCAGAUGGGGAAAUUUCAUUCAUGCAAGAAAAAGACAUUUGAAGCCAGACCAGCCACAUGAGGCCAUAUAUUCCCCACUCAUUUCCCUAAUCAAAGUAUAACUGGUUUUGCUCUUUAAAGAGGCUAUAACGGAAUUCCCGAGUUAUUAUUUGCUAUUGUGUCAUUCUCUGAUGCCUUGGUCACUCAUUAUCUGGUCAUCUUGCUACUUUGCUACUCUCUGAUACCCCGUUCUAAACUGAGGCCAUGCUGCUGUUUGAUAUUGUUGCAAUUCAUCUCUCUUACAAUCUGACACCUUCUUGUUAUUGUCAUUGUUCAGGUCUGUUACUAGAGAGGUUAUUUGAGGUUAUGUUACUACCAGACACCAAGUUCAGUCGUGCAUUUGUGUAUUUUAUAGGUUCGCAUUCCACUGCAUGAUGUUAUCCAGUCAUUACUAGAGCCAGCUUUACAAUCCAUUUGAGGUCAUACUCCUUCCUUGGUACCAUGUUGCUAUAUAGCAUGAUAUCAGUACUGGAAGUCAAGUUGCCAUUGUUUCAUAAGUUGCUAUUUGAUUCUAGUUUACUAGUUGAUGCUGCAUUGUUUGAAACUAUGCUACUACUCAUAGUGACAUACAAUGUCAUUUCUUGCUACUGUGUCACUCUGAUGCUAGGAUCAUUAAUUAUCUGGUUAAUCUUGUUACUUUGCUGUUUUGUUACUCCAUGAUACCACAUUUUUAACUGAGAACAUGCUGCUGUUUGAUAUUGUUGCAAUUCAUCAUUGUUACAAUAUGAUACCUUGUUGCUAAUGUUAUUGUUUGGGUUAUUACUAGAGAUAUAAAGUCUGUUUUACAGUCACCAAGUUUAAUUAUGAUGCAUUUGUCUUCUUAGUAGGUUCUCAUUCCAUUGUGUCUCGUUUACCCGGUUACCACUGGAGAUAUCAUUACAACUUAUUCCUUCUGUUUGAGAUCAUAUUUUUCCCUCGAGACAUUGAUACAAUGGUGUUACCAGUGAAUAUCAAGUUAGUGUUGCUUGAUAACUUUUGAUUGUUGUUUUGAUAAGAGGCUACCAGUUGAUCUAUACUGAUAAUAUUUGAUGCAAGGGUACUACUACUUGAUACCACAUUGUUUGAAACUAUGUUACUGGUCACGUAACAUAAAACGUCAUUUGCUGCCAUAUUUUAUUGGAUACUGUUGUUGUAUACCAAUGUUAAUGUUAAUAUGUGAUACAUUUCCUGAGUAUACUUUUGUCUGUUUUAUAUAUAUAUAUAAAAUAUAAAUAUGUAUUGUAUAUAUAUAUGCAACAUUUUAUAUUUUUCAUGGGGACAUUUUUAUCAUUUCAAACAAUGUGUUAUUUCACAUUUCUUGGAUUUUUUUAAAUGUUUUGUUUUGUAUUAGUAUGUCAUUUAUUAAUAAAGGA
Antechinus flavipes (yellow-footed antechinus) is the source of this 3589-nucleotide messenger RNA. It is a transcript of the gene GRHL3, whose product is annotated as grainyhead like transcription factor 3. Gene Ontology annotation, biological process: regulation of transcription by RNA polymerase II. The record is from RefSeq and is a predicted model, not a curated record. The transcript is spliced from 15 exons. Bases 115 to 1785 code for a protein of 556 amino acids. Gene Ontology annotation, molecular function: RNA polymerase II cis-regulatory region sequence-specific DNA binding; DNA-binding transcription activator activity, RNA polymerase II-specific. Gene Ontology annotation, cellular component: nucleus. Lineage: Eukaryota; Metazoa; Chordata; Mammalia; Dasyuromorphia; Dasyuridae.